AUGAAUAAUUCGGAAUUUGAUGGAAAUAUAUCAGUUCAUGUGGUUGAUAAUUUGCUAAGCACACAGUAUAGAGAUGAAACUUUAGACAGUUCGCAUUUCUAUUUUCAAGAUGACGAUUUUUUCCUUGUCAAAGUUACACAAGCGAUACUUGAAGAUUUUCAAACUAAAUGCUUGGAAUUUGAAUGCGUCAAUGAGACCGAUUUAGUUGCUUUAUUACACGAGAUAUGUAGCGAUGGAAUAUCUGCAUUAUAUAAAGUGUCAAUAAGACCAGAUAAAACAACUGCUCUAUCAUCUGUUUUGCAACAGCUUAUGUACGAGAAACAAGCUUACUCUUUAAUUUUGAAGCUUGCUGAAAUGGAUGGCAUGUUAAAUGAAUUGAAAGACUUUCAAAACCAAACAGUUCUUGCUGACUUAUUGAUUCGCGACCCCGAAUUUAGGAAGCUAUUGGUGCUUUUGGAGUGGUGUGAAGAAAACGCCAAUGAUGAUCCUGAAGCCAUAGCUCAAUUGGCUAGUGAAUAUGUAUAUUUCGAAAAGCAUGGCAUGUUAAAGGCUGAUACACUUCAUGCGCGUAUUGUUGGCGAAAAAUUCUGUGAUUUGGAUCUGGAUGGUGCAUUUCAUGGACAUCAGCAUCAUAAAGAUGCAGAGUUUGAAAACAGAAUCUUUAGCGUAGUAUAUACACUUUUGCGAUGUGGACGCAUUGACGAGGCAUAUACAUUAUUGGAAAAAUCGGGCCUUCAUGCUUUAGCGCCUACCAUUUUAUUAAGAAAAUUUUUUCGAGACUUUAAACUCACUCCGGUUUCUUCGGAUGAAACCCUUCAUUACUUAUCUCGAUCUCGUUUUUUUUUUAAACGAACCGUCGAUAAAGUAGUUUCCAGAGAUGCAAGACUUUCCCAAGUAGAAAUUUGUUUGUGGUCUGUUUUGGCUGGGCGACUUGAACCGGCAUUAUCACUGUCAUCGCGAAGUGAAGACCGUCUGUGGUGUUACCUAAAUGUUGCUGUAGAAUCACGUUUAGAUGCUGCAAUUGCUGCUGCUGAUAUUACUGAUGGUGAUUGUGAUGCAAAAAGUGAUGAUCUACAAGUCAAUUCAGUUUUUGAUGAAAUUGCCGUGCAUGAGCAGUCUCUGUACUACACAGUUUAUCGUCACAUAGUAAACGAUGAUUCUUCUUCACUCCUUGCAUCUAUGGAUACGUGGUUGGAAAGUCACAUAAAUGAAUUGGAAAGAUUCCCCCAUAUAGUACGGUUCAUGGCUCAUAUCGUCUUACUUCUUCGGUUCACUAAUCAAGAAAUUCAGGAGGAGAUUGCUAAUUCAAUCAUAGAGGCUUAUGUGCGUUUACUGAUUACCCUAAAAAUGUAUCCAGUUGUUCCAUAUUAUGCUAGUAAACUGCCAGCAGAAAUUUCAGAAGAAAUAGUUAUUGAAUUCAUGUACAAAUUAGAAAGUGAUGUAGUGCGUAAGGAAGUUCUUGCUGCCGCAUGCGCCGCACAGAUGGAUAAAUCCUCUCUAUGCGUGCGGAUUUUUGACUAUGCAUUAUCUCGUUGUCCUGUUGGGGAAGACGAAUCUGAAAAUGAUGACAUACUAAUUAAUGCAUGGACUUGGCUCACGUACUCAGAAAAUGAAAUGCUUGUUGAAGCUCUUCAAGGAGUGGUUGAAAUUAUGCGGAAAUUUUUUUAUGUUGACAAAUUGGACAAGGCUGAUGAACUUUUUCAUCUGUCGAAAAAAAUAAUAGAUAAAACAUUAAUUUCUCUUUCAAGCUCUAUUGAAGAAAAUAAUUCAAUUGACUCAGAGCUUUCAGCUGCUGUGAUAGAAUAUAAAGCGUAUGCAUGUUAUUUGCUUGCGCUGACAAAAUUCAAUGAAUGGUUCAAACAUUCACAACGUUUUAUACAGCCCUUUCCAAGUAAUUUGCCAGUGGACGCGUCCGUAUCUAUGGAUAUGCAGCAACGAUUGACUUUAGAAGUAAUUCAUCAACGCGUCAGUGAACAAGUGCUGCGAUACGAAAAUGAAUUCAAACAGAUUACGGCUGCGGUUGUGAAUGCGCUCGGUUGCGUUUUACGUUUUCCCCAUGGCUGGCUAAAAUUUACAACAGCUCAUAGCGAGAUAUUUUCUGAGAAUGUAUUAGCGAAACUUUGUGACAUACGUUCUCGUUAUGUGACGGCAGUUGUUAUAAUGUUACUUACAGUAUUUGAAAGAAGCAACAUGAGUGGAUGUGCUCAGUUAAUUGAGUUACUUGCUGAUGAAGAAUACAUGAUAGGAGAAACCAUCCCUAAAAGACGAUUGAGACUGCUCUUAAAGCAACUUUCCGUACAAGCGUAUAAGAAUAUGUGA
Messenger RNA from Thelazia callipaeda (thelaziosis nematode), 2319 nucleotides. Lineage: Eukaryota; Metazoa; Nematoda; Chromadorea; Rhabditida; Thelaziidae. The record is from the annotation of a GenBank genome assembly.